Babesia sp. Xinjiang is the source of this 2160-nucleotide messenger RNA. RefSeq lists its product as uncharacterized. The record is from RefSeq and is a predicted model, not a curated record. Lineage: Eukaryota; Apicomplexa; Aconoidasida; Piroplasmida; Babesiidae. The transcript has 3 exons. The coding region runs from base 1 to 2160 and encodes 719 amino acids.
AUGAUCGGCUUCCGAUCAUUUUUAGCGGCCGCAUUAUUGGCCAUUUUGGCUGUAGAGAUAAACUGUGAGAAUGUAAACAAUUUAAUAGUUUCAUCUACUUCUCUGGAGCCUAUUUUCCUGGAACUCCAUGACGGCAGCAGUGCUGGUCGUCGUCGUCACAAGAAACGUAGAAAGUCGCGCCGCUCCGAGAGUUCUGGUGAGCCUGUGAAGUCUACAGAAAACUUGGAGUCUGUAAAGCCACACGAACACGAGUCUGAGAAGAAAGGAGAUUCAUCAUCUGAUUCUGAGAGUGAAAGCAAGGAUCACGAAUCAUCUAGUACAAGCCCCUUGUCCUCUAAGGGUAGUGACACCAAUUCUAAUGAGGAUAAGAAGACCGAUUCUGAUGAGCACAAAGAUGACAAGGAUGCUUCCUCCGUGAAUGAUAACAAGCCUAGUGAUUCCAACGAGGAUCACAAGGAAACUAACAAUGGUGAUAACAGCAGUGCUGCACAAUCCACAUCGGACUCUAGCGAUUCUGAAAGCAGCUCUAGCAGCAGCUCAUCAUCCAGUGACGAAUCCUCGGAUGAAUCGAGCCACUCCUCGUCUGGCGACUCUAGUUCUUCUUCUACUUCUGCCCCGUCUAGCGACACAAACGCUGCUUCAUCAUCUUCGAGCGACACGAGUACUUCUUCUUCCUCGUCAUCUAGUGACUCAUCUGCUGAAACUUCUGUUACCGACUCUUCCAAUGCAAGUGAAGGUGAACACAAGGAUGACUCUAAGAAGGGUGAUGAUGACCACAGUAAUGACAACAAGGAGUCGUCACACUCAGAUGCUGACAACAAGCCAUCUUCCCACGAUGGUGCAUCCACUGAUGAGAAGCACGAGACAGAUAGCUCAAAUGACAGCAACUCCUCGUCGGAACAUGAUAGCGGAAGUACCUCGUCUGCCUCUGAGCUUAAGGAACCAGUAGCGGUAUCACUUUUGGAAAACGACGGUAGCAACGUUGAUGAAGAUGAUAUGGAUUUUGACGAUUAUCAUCAUUUUGCUUCAGAAAAGCCUACUGAGGACCAUUUGGUAUCUAAAUGCACUUCUGAGGAUGGCUGCAAGGAUGAUGCUUCACCAAAGAGUCAUGACUCUGACAAUGCUUCAGAGAAGGUCACGGCUGAUGAAAACAAGGGAGUAGAGGAAGAUGUAAAAGAUAAAAAAUCAGAGCAAAAGGAGAUCAUCACUGAAAAGAGCGCUUCCGAGAAUGUGGAUGAAUCCGCGCCCGCCGUAUCGGAGUCCACUGAAACCACCAGUGUUGAGCAUGCGGAGAAUCACCAGGUAGAACAGACUGAGAGCAGCAAAUCGGAUCAGAAUGUAGAAGAAAAUGCACAUGAAUCUGACUCGUCAGCUUCCGAGACUAUGAGUCCCAUUUCUAAACAUGAACCCAAGGCGGUACAGUCUGACGAGGAGAAGAGCGAGGUAUCAGAGGAUACAUCUAGCAAAAUGACGUCUGAAAGUGCUACUUCCACGUCCGAUGAAAAGACAGAGUCCGUUCCUGUGGCUGGAUCGCACGACUCAUCUCCACGUGAGGGCAAGGUGCUGUAUGAGUUACGCAAACCCAACAGGUCGUGCAGCAUUGACUGUGCUGAUGCUUGUCAAAGUGCCUUAGGAGGUAAGAACCAAUGCAUCAGCAGCGAUGGCAGUACUCCUGUAUGUUCACCAUUUUCUAACUCUUCGACUUUGGAAUGUGGUGACAGUUCUAGGUCCUGUGUGAUGCCUCACGUGUCUGGUACCCAAGAGUUCGAGCUUCAUUCCAGCAUUGAAGGUUCACGUCACCCUGGAAGUUUUUCCGUGAAGGGCAGUAAUUUCAAUGACUGUAUAUUCCUUCUUUUGGCCCCUUUGGAUGGUUCAUGUGCUCGUGGUUCUUUGGAAGAUAACAUUGCCUCCACUCGUAUGGUCCUUCACCCUGACUAUGAGAUCCACCAGACUGGAGAUUCAUUGAGCUUCUCUAACGUGCAGGUACAUUCGCCUGGUCACUACCGCGUAUGUCUGUACCAGCAGUACGAGCCAUCGCGUAGUGGUUUUUCCGUAUCUGCCCUUUUCGUACGUAUGUUGGAAUUAAUCCACCUCAGGAAGCCCAGGGACCUUGUCCGUACUGUGUACGGUAUUGAUGCCGGGACGUUGUCUGUUCACUAG